AUGCUAAUCACUGAUUCCGACUUACCUCCAUCGCUUCCGUCGUUAACACCCACCCCGAUCGAAACCCUAGACGAGUCGAUUGGAGUCCAUGCAGUUCAAUCUUUGGCUCUUUCCUCCCCGCCAAAUCGUGAUCAGGUGGAGGAGAUCUCAAUUCCGCCUCCGUUAAACGAAACCCCUUCUCUGGUAAGUCUCGAUCACGGCGAGUGCAGCGACGAACCUUUCCCGGACAUUUGUUUGUCAGAUAAUUACAAACGAUGGAGUCUUAAUGUCUCGCCUGGGUACGAUACUGAUAACGAAGACGACUCUACAAGUUACUUGUGGAACCAACCUUUGUGUAGUUUCUUUCAAGAACCUCCCAGGAUCCUCGACGAGCCAUCCACCGUCGGAGUUGGGCUAUGGAAUCUAGGCAACAGUUGUUUCGUUAACUCGGUGUUGCAAUGUUUGACGCACACUGUUCCUCUUAUCGAUGGUCUUGUUUCUUACAAAUCUCCAGAUCCUUGUAGCUGUGGCAAUGAGUGGUUUUGUGUUAGAACGUCUCUUCGAAGUCACAUUGAGGCUGCUCUGACGACUUCGACAUGUUCAAUUGCUCCCUAUUACUUCCUCAACAAUCUUAACUAUUUUUCAGCUGACUUUAGGCGUUACCAGCAAGAAGACGCUCAUGAGUUUCUACAAGCGUUUUUGGAUAAGUUGGAGAGAUGUUGUAUCGACCCAAGUAUUGUUGACUAUGACUCUGUCUCUUCUCAAGAUGGUAACAUGGUUCAGCGUAUCUUUGGUGGUCGUCUCCUCAGUGGGCUUCGUUGCUGCAGCUGCAACUCUGUUUCUGAGACAUUUGAAAACUCUCUUGGGUUGAGUUUAGAAAUUGAAGAUGUGGAUAACCUUCAGAGUGCGCUGGAUUCGUUUACCCGUGUGGAGAAACUUGAUGAGCUAAUGACUUGUGAUAACUGUAAGGAAAAAGUUUCAAAGGAGAAACAACUCUUGCUCUCUAAGCUGCCACAGGUUGUCACGUUUCAUCUGAAGAGAUUCAAGAAUAAUGGGUUUUUUAUGGAGAAGAUAUUCAAUCAUGUCGCGUUUCCAUUGGAGAUCGACUUGCAGCCAUAUAUGUCCAGAAGCCAGAACAACGAAGUUACUACAAAAUAUCGUCUUUAUGCUUUUGUGGAGCAUUUUGGGUCAUUAGCGUACGGUCAUUACUCUUCCUAUGUUCGGUCAGCCCCAAAAAUAUGGCAUCAAUUUGAUGACAAGCAGGUCACUAGAAUUGAUGAAGAUAGAGUGUUAUCACAAGAUGCUUAUAUUCUUUUCUAUGCAAGCGAAGGGACACGCUGGUUUUCUAACACCUCCGAAGAGGUGCAUCCAUCGGUUGAAUCUAGCUUGCAAAAUCCAUCGCCAAUCUCUGUCCUGGAUCCUACCAGCGGGGAGUGUUCAUCUGAAAUCAGUUAUGAGAAUGCCUAUAAAUCCAACAAAGACUCAGCGGGAGUAACUGACCUUCUACAUGUCAAACCAGAAGAAAAAUAUGUUUCCCUCUCCAACGAGUUUGACGAUGAUGUGUUGUUUCACUCGGCAGAGUCCAGUGGCGAGGAUUCUCCCAUGACAGAGCCUUUGGACCUUCAUCACCCUGAUGAUGAUAAUUCUAACGAUUCAUGCAUUGAGAAAGAAGUAGAUUCUUGUUUAGACUUUGAAAGAGCUACCACUGGUGAUGACUCUGUUCCUUAUCUCAUGGUUCAAGAUCUAGACUCGUCUCAAAGACAACAGGAGGGAACGUUCCAAAGCCAACUUGAUGAACGUUGCAAGCAGCCAUUAUUAGUAAGCCACGUUCCAGAGUCUAAGGAAACAGAAAAUGUUCAUAGAAGAGGCCUCAUGAAGAAACCUUCACCUCGUGAAAGAGUGUUGGACCAAGGCAUAUCCACAACUGGUUCUCCGCCCAAGAAACUAAAAAAAGCAUGAAAAAGUCCAGCAUCUGGAUUAACAGAGAGGUACAUCUUGUGGACUUUCUUGAUCGGUGAUGACUUUGAUUAGACUAAAUCAGGUUUUAAUUGGUUUCGGUUUUGUGCAUAGUAUGCAAGUUUUGGUAUAAACUGUCAGAAGAAAACAAAAAUCAUUAACAGAAUCUAAAGGGUUUUUAAUAACUAAACCAAGUCCAGUCAAGCACCGAAUAUUGACAAAAAGUCAUUUUUUGUCAAAAAAAAAAAAAAGGGAUCACCUUUGUCAAAAUGAAGAUCGCUUGACCAAAAAAUGACUUUUGAACGAGCUUUCACUGCAUUAAGCAAAAUAACAAUUUUAGUUAUUUUAGGAAAGGAUUAGCAACUGGUUAGUGAAAUGAGAGCCGACCAAUUUGGUUCCAGUCACGUUGAUCUGAUGCAGAAUCAACAGAAAUAGAAUUGAGUAAGCAAAUGAAGUACAUGUCGUUAAAAUACCUGAACCUUAUUGAACUAUAUAUGAUUAUAGAAAUGAUUUUCUUUACUUGGUCUCUUGUCGAAUGUC
This is a messenger RNA of Eruca vesicaria subsp. sativa (arugula), 2475 nucleotides long. The record is from the annotation of a GenBank genome assembly. Lineage: Eukaryota; Viridiplantae; Streptophyta; Magnoliopsida; Brassicales; Brassicaceae.